This is a messenger RNA of Drosophila montana, 2199 nucleotides long. RefSeq names its product beta-glucuronidase. Gene Ontology annotation, molecular function: carbohydrate binding; beta-glucuronidase activity. The record is from RefSeq and is a predicted model, not a curated record. The transcript has 8 exons. Gene Ontology annotation, biological process: glucuronoside catabolic process; carbohydrate metabolic process. NCBI's taxonomy places the organism in Eukaryota, Metazoa, Arthropoda, Insecta, Diptera, Drosophilidae. Bases 57 to 1958 code for a protein of 633 amino acids.
UAAACUUCACAUUAGCUUUGAUUAUACUAAACAAGGACAUUGAUACUACGCGAGGCAUGCUGUAUCCGCGUGAGUCAGAGACGCGAGAGGUGCGUGCCCUGGACGGUAUCUGGAACUUUGUGCGCUCGGACGAGGCAAACCCUACGCAGGGUAUACGUGAUGGUUGGUUCAAUGAUGACUUGAGCAAAAGCAGGCCAACCAUUCCUAUGCCAGUGCCGGCAUCGUACAACGAUAUCACAACAGAACAGGCUUUGCGUGACCAUGUCGGCACAGUUUGGUACGAUCGAAAGUUUUUCGUUCCGCGGUCCUGGGGCCAGCACCAGCGAGUGUGGCUGCGCUUUGGCAGUGUCCAUUAUGAGGCCUUUGUUUGGAUCAACGGCCAGUCGGCCAUAAAGCAUGAGUUGGGACAUUUACCCUUUGAGACGGAAGUCACACAUUUGCUUAAAUAUGGUGCAGAAAAUCGCAUCACCGUUAUGUGUGACAAUGCGUUGAUACAGACGACGGUGCCGCAGGGAAAAAUCUCCGAGGUGGCUAACGAUGACGGCGUCACCAUCAUACAAAGCUACACAUUUGACUUCUUCAAUUAUGCGGGCAUCCACCGUUCCGUGCAUCUGUACACGACACCCAAAACAUUCAUAGAGGAGGUGGAGAUCAAGACGAAUCUGUCCGAAGACAACAGCGUGGGCACCGUGAAUUACAGCAUUACCGUGAAUGGCACAGCCGCUAAUGAAGCGGACAAUGCUCUAUAUGCACGACUGCAGCUGUACAGCCGGGAGGGCGAACUAGUGGCCAAUGCCACCUCUAACAGCAAGCUCUUGGGUUCAUUGCAAAUUGAGAAAGCUAAGCCCUGGUGGCCGUAUCUAAUGCAUCCUCAUCCGGGAUACCUAUACGAGUUAGAGAUCAAACUCUAUGCAGCCAAGGAGCAGCUUCUAGAUGUCUACCGGUUAAAUGUGGGCCUUCGGACGCUUAGUUGGACCAACACUACAUUCCUUAUUAACGGCAAGCCUAUCUAUUUUCGCGGCUUUGGGCGCCAUGAGGAUGCCGAUGUGCGUGGGAAGGGCCUGGAUAAUGCUUUGAUGACGCGUGACUUUAAUCUGCUGAAGUGGAUUGGGGCCAAUGCUUACCGCACAUCGCAUUAUCCAUACUCGGAAGAGUCAAUGCAGUUUGCCGAUCAACAUGGCAUUAUGAUCAUCGACGAAUGCCCCAGCGUGGAUACAGAAAACUUUAAUCAAGCGUUGCUGGACAAACAUAAAUCCUCUCUGGAGCAGCUAGUACAUCGCGAUCGAAAUCAUCCCAGCGUUGUGAUGUGGUCCAUUGCCAAUGAGCCCCGCACAGGACAGCUAAAUGCCGACACAUAUUUCCAAUUUGUGGCCAACUACACACGAUCCUUGGAUAGCACGAGGCCAAUUACAGCGGCUAUCGCAGUGCCCUCGAAUGAUGACAAGGCGGGUCGCCACCUAGACAUAAUAAGCUUUAACCGCUAUAACGCCUGGUACAGCAACACUGGUCGCUUGGAUAUGGUCACACAGCGUGUCAUCAAUGAAGCAACCGCUUGGAACACAAAAUAUAACAAGCCUGUUAUCAUGGCGGAGUAUGGCGCCGACACGUUGGAGGGCCUACAUCUGCAACCCGCUUUUGUAUGGUCUGAAGAGUUCCAGACGCAGGUAUUCUCGCAGCAUUUUAAGGCUUUCGACACGUUGCGGCGCAAAAAGUGGUUCAUUGGCGAGUUCGUGUGGAACUUUGCCGAUUUCAAAACGGCUCAAUCUUAUACACGAGUCGGAGGAAACAAGAAGGGCGUCUUCACGCGUGCACGUCAGCCCAAAGCGGCGGCUCACCUCCUGCGCCAGCGAUAUUUUGCUCUCGGCCGCGAGGUGGAUCAGUGCAGCUUGCCAAGUGACCUGUUCACCUACAUUGCUGAUGUGGGUUCCAAUAUAAGUCAUGAUUCCAGUGAUUUAUAAAAUAAUAAUUAGAAGGUUUUCAUCUUCGACUGUGGAAUACUUAAUCUGACAACAACAUAACAGUACAAUAUUAUACACAUAAGUCCACGCGAAAGAAAAGUAUUGUAGAUAUUUAUACUGUUUUUAUAAUCAAUGUUUUACUAAAACUGACCACAAAUGCAUUUCAGUAGCUACACCUUCUACAAUGUUAUAUUCUUUUUAAAAUAAAGAGUUUUCGCCUUUGACUCAAAUUAAAUUUAAA